AGGCUGAAGUAGGAGUGGAGAGAGAAAGGGAGCAGGGCCUAGGGGGUCCUGGGGUGCAGGCUGGCCGCUGAGGGUUCACGAUCUUCCCUCACGCGGCAGGACAUCCUCGGAGGUUCCCAGAUCUGACACCCCGCACCUCCUGCGUGUCCUUGACAGCAGUUGCAGGAUGUCGAUGACAGACUUGCUCAACGCUGAGGACAUCAAGAAGGCGGUGGGAGCCUUUAGCGCCAUUGACUCCUUCGACCACAAAAAGUUCUUCCAAAUGGUCGGCCUGAAGAAAAAGAGUGCGGAUGAUGUGAAGAAGGUGUUUCAUAUCCUGGACAAGGACAAAAGUGGCUUCAUCGAGGAGGAUGAGCUGGGAUUCAUCCUAAAAGGCUUCUCCCCAGAUGCCAGAGACCUGUCUGCUAAAGAAACCAAGACGCUGAUGGCUGCCGGAGACAAAGAUGGGGACGGCAAAAUUGGGGUUGACGAAUUCUCCACUCUGGUGGCUGAAAGCUAAGAAGCACUGACCGCCCCAGGUCUUCCACCUCUCUGCCCUGAACACUCCAUCUCAGCCCCUCUUGCCACCCUCCUGCGUUUCUGUUCAGUUUGUUUGUGUUAUUUUUUACUCCACCCAUCCCCUGUGGCCCUCUAAUGACACCAUUCUUCUGGAAAAUGCUGGAGAAGCAAUAAAGGUUGUACCAGUCAGA
Molecule: messenger RNA, 689 nt
Organism: Piliocolobus tephrosceles (Ugandan red Colobus)
Lineage: Eukaryota; Metazoa; Chordata; Mammalia; Primates; Cercopithecidae
Gene: PVALB
Product: parvalbumin
Exons: 5
Coding region: 167-499 (110 amino acids)
Cellular component (GO): cytoplasm
Molecular function (GO): calcium ion binding
Source: RefSeq, a predicted model, not a curated record